GGACGAUGGAUAGCAACAAGAACAAGGAGUGCUGUUACAGCAACGGAGGCCGGUGCGCUAGUGGCCUCACAGUGGUCAUCGGGACGGACUGCAUCUCAAAGACAGUGUCCGCGGCAAAGUAUCAGAAUCAGUUCAACAACAACAAUCUAAUCGAGCAGGAAAACCUGAUGCCUCCGGUGCACGAUCGAGUGUCCGGCAUGGUGCAGGACGACAGUUCGGCCUCGACGUUACCCAAGGAGAAUGGUGUAGCAGCGGCCAACGAAUCGCCGGUGAAAGAUAAAGUUCUUGCGGAAAAUGGAUCUUCACGACACAUCACGUCCAUCUUUAACCAAUCAUCCUCUCCGAUCGUCCCUGCUGGCAGUGACAUUCCAUCCGAACGAUUGCUUCCGAGCCUACAAUCAUCCGUGGACUUUUUUAUCACAAACACUAACAGCUUUAAUCCUACCACAAACGGUACCAGCACGGAUCAUCUUCGAACUACUUUGUCGCACGAGAGCAAUGGGAUCGUUCCACCAGUACUAGAGGUUGCAUCAAACGGUACGUGUGAACCUCCGGAUGGAUCUAACCGGCCAACCGUACCAGAGAUUCCCGUUAAAUUGAACUCCAACGACGAUUCCUGCCCGCCGGAUGAGGGUGACUUUUCCGACAACAAUUCCCUCGGCAAUCUGUCCUACGUGAGCGAAAACGGUUUAAUCGAGGAAAUCAUUCUUCUGCCGCAAAACGCCUACUCCGAUGAUGAUAAUGCAUCCACCUCGGACGACUGCAUCUAUGCGUACAGGGGCGGUGAACCGGACGGUGCGGCUGGGCAGUUGUUAGAUCUGCAGGGUGAUUUACCGCCCGAUGACGAGACCGAUUUCCUCGAGAUGGAUUUCGAUCCGGAACCAAGCUCGGAGAUGGAAAACUUUAACCGACAGUCAGAUUUUAUGCUCGGUUUGGAUGAGGAUAAGUAUGCCGGUGUGCCAAGACCACCGGAAGGGCAGCCGGAAAACGUAGCGAAUGGUUCACGAUCUAGGAUAUCUUCGCCUGCGGUACCACACGAACCAUCAACAUCCACGGGACCAUUGGAUAGGGAAAGCGAAACAGCACAAAAAGGAAAUGAAACGGGUUUUCAUCAUGUGCCGGAAACGAAUAGCGCACCGGUACUGGCCGCAGUAGAAGAAAGUAACGAUCAGUGGGAACAAAACGGGGAAGGUGAUGGCAUGGUACCAAUCGUAAAUCGGCCAGAAGCACAUAAAACGGGUGCCAUUCCAAAAAGUUUGCCCCGGCUGGCGGACUGUUCCUCUACACUGAUGGAAAGCGAUGGUUUACCGGUUAAGGCAAAAAAUCUUCGGUUAGAGCUUUCUUUACCUCCUGACGAAUCGGAUGCGGCCAAUGCACAUCGUUACCCGCAGGAGUCUCCUUUCUACUACAAAUCAGCCGAAUUUGGUGCAGGCAAACAGCGACCGAAGCCGUUGGAUGAGUGUGGAGAAGAGAUGCACUGUUUGGAUUGUGCAGAGCAAGAGUUCCUGAUGCGCACGAAGCAAGACCCGACCAGGCAACGGUACUGUAAUGCUUGUAAAGCGUCAAAGGAGGAAGGCAAAGGACGAUCCCUUGUAAAAGAAGCUACAACACGACCGUACGAUCGAGGUUUCUUUGCGGGAUCCGACACCAAUCAGCCGCAGAUAGACGACGAGCGGUGGGAUCCGCAUGUGGAGCAGAUCGUGUAUGAAGCGUUGCACAAAGUCAACACCCUCAAGGAGAUGCCACCCACGGGCGGAAUGCUGGCGAGAGAGCGUCUUCAACAGAGCAAGGGAAGCGUUCCGUGCAUAAUGGACGAGGAAAUGCACGAAGAAGUCACACCGGGCAUCGAUUGGUUUGGGCAACAAGCUUCGCAUGCCCAUGCGAAAAAGACUUCGCGAGAGCAGAGUGUAACAAUAUACACAUUAAAUUGCAGUUUAUUGACAAUAAUGGAUUCAUUGACAAGCUUUGGCCUUACACCGAAUGAGGAAGUGCUGCGACAGUACUUUUACGACCAGUACGAAGUCGACACGUCCAAGAUGACCAUACCGCAGUAUCUGCUACACAUGUCGAAGCGUGAUUGCAACUACAGGAAACUGAUCGACGCCAUCAAAUCGAGCUGUGACGAUGAGCUGCUGGAUAUACAAUACUAUCCGCUUAAUCCUUUCUCGGAUAUGCCCGAAACGGUGGAAAUUUGUUCGAGUGAAAUAGCAAAACGAUGGACCGCCAACACUAACCUGCGGCAAAUUAUUCACUUUAAGCACAAACACUUUCACACACUAAAUGUUCUCGGCAAAAUUGUGAACAUUCUUCGGCAACCUUCCCGUGGUCGGCACACAAACCACAUGAUCAGUAUACCGCAGUACUACAAGAGUGGCAUUAUCAAGAUCAAGCAAAUGGAUUUAUGGUGAGUGGACAUCC
This is a messenger RNA of Anopheles maculipalpis, 2418 nucleotides long. RefSeq lists its product as uncharacterized. The transcript is spliced from 6 exons. The coding region runs from base 6 to 2408 and encodes 800 amino acids. NCBI's taxonomy places the organism in Eukaryota, Metazoa, Arthropoda, Insecta, Diptera, Culicidae. The record is from RefSeq and is a predicted model, not a curated record.